AUGAAGGGCAAUAAGAGCCAUGUGAUCCUGUCGGUGCUGGUACUGGUGACAGUGAUAAGUGUUGCCAACGGUGGCAGUUUGACCUAUCUGAAUGUGCUCAAAUCGAUAACGGAUGUGCGAGGUGACAUUAGGACAAGCCUACGUGCUAUUCGGGAACUGGCUGUGCAGAGCGGGUUGAUUGCAAGUUCGAAAAACGGAACUUCCACACCUGCUCCAGCUAUGAGCGAUCAACAGCCUUUGGAGUUACGGAUGGAUCCGGAAGAGUCUACGGAAGAGUCGGACGAGGAGUCGGCGGAGGAGGACGACGAAGAAGAGGUGGCGGCAAUUACAGAAGGCCGCAAGAAAGGAGGUGGAAGUGACAGCAACAACAACAACAUUGUUGUAGCUGGCGGUGGAGGCGGCGGACACGGCCAUGAAGUGUACUACGAAGUGCACGAAGAGGACAGUGGUGGCAAGAAAGGAAAGAAGAAGAAGGGUAAGAAGAACAGAAAGAAACGAAAGAAGCACAAAGGUUGGAAGAAGCACAUGAAGAAAGCGGUCCCAAUCGGUCUUGGAAUUUUGGCUCUGAAAGCAAUUCUCCUGCAUUUUAUCCUGAAGAAGUUGGUCUUGGCUACGGCGCUUUCUCUUCUUUUAAGCAAGAAAUCCUUGCUGGUAUCGUCACUGAUCGCCCUAAAGCUCAUGUUCAGUCAACAACACAGCAGCGACAAGAGUGAAAGCAGUAAACUGGAGGUAGUUCACAUCCCAAUUCGAAAGGAAACCGGCUUCCACAAAAAGAUCCAACUAAAUAAGGUCCAGGGAAAAUCCAAAACAAAAUUUCAGUCAAAUCAAAUCCAUCCAACCCUGAAACCCCAGCACAGCUUUAACCACUAUGGAUCGGGAUCGCUGAUCAAGCACACCCACCAGCAGAUGGAAGACUUUGGCGGAAAGUACAUCCCGCUGGGAUACGAAAGCACUCAGUUCAACUAUGACCUAACGACACCAACUACGUAUCUGGACUCCCUACCGGAAGGUUCGGAGGACAACUUCUUCGAUGUGAACGAUUUGCAGUACAUCCGCCGAGAAGGUUGGGAUGGCUGGACCGGUUGGAAUCGAGGCGAAGUAAGCGCGGAUACCAACGGCUAUGCUGGCUAUGAGCCCAGUACAUCGACCGAUUACAGUGUGAGUUCGAGCUACGAUCAACCGUACAGCUACAAUAGCCAUGGAAACGGUGUCCGAUACGGUGAGAAUAAUUACAACAUCAACAACAACGGCCAGGGGGGAAGUCAAAUCAACUACAAGCAACGGAACCUAAGUUUGAUGAAGUAUAGACGGAAGCGAAGGGUAGAAGGAGGCGCUCAGAAGUGAGUGUUGAAGAAGAAAGCUAUUAAUCUCAAAAACCAAAAAUUAAAUAGAAUACAUUAAAAACCUAAGAAGAGCUACUAACAUUAAAUAUUGCAAGUGUUAGGUUAAGGCAUUAGCAUUUAGUAAAUUAUUUAUAUUUAUCUGUUUGAGGAAUUCUG
Molecule: messenger RNA, 1499 nt
Organism: Ochlerotatus camptorhynchus
Lineage: Eukaryota; Metazoa; Arthropoda; Insecta; Diptera; Culicidae
Exons: 2
Coding region: 1-1344 (447 amino acids)
Cellular component (GO): membrane
Source: RefSeq, a predicted model, not a curated record